This is a messenger RNA of Scomber scombrus (Atlantic mackerel), 1005 nucleotides long. RefSeq names its product voltage-dependent calcium channel gamma-4 subunit-like. Gene Ontology annotation, biological process: regulation of AMPA receptor activity; positive regulation of synaptic transmission, glutamatergic; neurotransmitter receptor internalization. Gene Ontology annotation, cellular component: voltage-gated calcium channel complex; postsynaptic density membrane; AMPA glutamate receptor complex. The record is from RefSeq and is a predicted model, not a curated record. Bases 1 to 1005 code for a protein of 334 amino acids. The transcript has 4 exons. Lineage: Eukaryota; Metazoa; Chordata; Actinopteri; Scombriformes; Scombridae. Gene Ontology annotation, molecular function: channel regulator activity; voltage-gated calcium channel activity.
AUGGCAUGGUGUGACCGAAGGGUUCAGACUUUGCUGGCCAUCGUGGGGGCCUUCACCGCCUUCAGCCUCAUGACCAUCGCCAUCGGCACCGACUACUGGCUUUACUCCCGGGCGUAUAUCUGUAACACCACAAAUGUCACCACAGACGACAACCAGAUGCAAACCAAGAAAGUCAGAGGCGACCUGACGCACUCCGGGCUGUGGCGGAUCUGCUGUAUCGAAGGUAUCAACAAAGGAAGCUGUUUUCGGAUCAAUCAUUUUCCAGAGGAUAAUGACUAUGACACAGACAGCUCAGAGUACAUCUUACGUAUAGUGCGUGCAUCCAGCCUCUUCCCAAUCCUCAGUACCAUCCUGCUCAUGUUGGGUGGCCUGUGUGUCAGCGUUGGACGUAUCUACAGCAGCAAGAACAACAUCCUGCUCAGUGCUGGCAUCCUGUUUGUGGCUGCAGGUUUGAGCAACAUCAUCGGCAUCAUCGUCUACAUCUCCAGCAACGCCGGUGAUCCCAGUGACAAGAAAGACGAGGACAAGAAAAACCAUUACAACUACGGCUGGUCCUUCUACUUCGGCGCCCUCUCCUUCAUUGUGGCCGAGUCGGUGGGGGUUCUUGCUGUCAACAUAUACAUUGAGAAAAACAAAGAGACGCGCUUCCGAGCCAGAAGUAACUUCAUCAAAACCACCUCUUCGUCCUCGCCGUACUCUCGCAUCCCAAGUUACCGCUACAGACGAAGGCGCUCACGCUCCAGCUCGAGAUCCACUGACCCGUCCCGUGAGACCUCCCCAGUGGGAAUGAAAAUUGGUGGAGGAACCAGCGGAGGAGGAGGGUUGGGGAUGGGGUUGCCCAUGGGAGAUAUAUCUUUGUACGCCCUCAGCAGAGACCCUUUGAAGGGUGGAAGUGGGACUGCAGGACCCUACAGUCCUGAGAUGGGCUCUGGGUUUUUACAGGUCCACAACUGCUUCCAGAAAGACCUUAAAGAUGGAGUGAGCAGGAGGACCACGCCAGUAUGA